AACGCUGCUCUGGCCAGCCUGCUCCACAAAAAGAUAGGCAAUAUUGUCAAGGCCAAUCAGAAACUUAACACGCUCAAGUCAGAAUUUGCUCUGGAAAUAGUGACCUGGUCGAAUAACUUCAACAACACUGAAAUAAUUGCCAUGAUCAAAGAGUUCAACAGCUUAAUGUCAACACAAUUGACUUCAGAAACUAACCACUUGGAAAAACUCGACAAGAUCAAGAUCAGUCUUGCACUGGUCAAUGAGAGAGAAAAGAAGCAAAAAGAGCUUUUAAGCUCCAGAUCCAGACAACUUAAAAUACUCAAAGAUAAUGAAACCAAACAUGGGUUGAAUGCCAAUACUACGACUUUGGCUAGCGAAAGGUUGGAAGAGAUUAACGGAAACUUGGAAGUAGUUUCCAGACAGCUUAUUCGUGCAAUAGAGCACGACUUGAGAGACAGCUUUAUUGAGUACAUUUGUUCGUUACAAAUCCAUCUCAAGAAGGCUCAAGAUGCCAGUGGAGACUGUGGGAAGUUUCUCCAGAAUAUGUCAUUAUCAACGGAUUUGCCUGGUUCAACUGUUAGACCCAGUGGA
Molecule: messenger RNA, 573 nt
Organism: Scheffersomyces stipitis CBS 6054
Lineage: Eukaryota; Fungi; Ascomycota; Pichiomycetes; Serinales; Debaryomycetaceae
Exons: 1
Source: RefSeq, a predicted model, not a curated record